Messenger RNA from Trifolium pratense (red clover), 2920 nucleotides. Its product is annotated as E3 ubiquitin-protein ligase COP1. Lineage: Eukaryota; Viridiplantae; Streptophyta; Magnoliopsida; Fabales; Fabaceae. The coding region runs from base 302 to 2332 and encodes 676 amino acids. The transcript is spliced from 13 exons. The record is from RefSeq and is a predicted model, not a curated record. Gene Ontology annotation, molecular function: ubiquitin protein ligase activity; protein binding. Gene Ontology annotation, biological process: proteasome-mediated ubiquitin-dependent protein catabolic process.
AUAUUUUUACUGGAUUAUAACUUAUAUUUUCAUUCAUUCAUUCAUUUGAUUCAUUUAUUCAUAGUACUACUAGUUCAUAAGGCCAGCGUUUUGUGAUGUGGCUUAUAGCAUCAAACAUCAAGCAUCACAAUCACGUGGAAUUAUCUCACCCUCACAACAUCACAGUUACUGGACCCACCUUCUUCCCCACUCUAAACUCUCUUCUUCUCAUCACACAAACAAAACCAAAAUCAAUCACCACCACACGCAUCAAAACCAUUUCAAUUUCUCUCUCUCUCUCAACAAAACCUCAUCUUCAUCAAUGGAAGAACACUCCUUAGGACCUCUUGUACCUGCAGUAGUAAAACCUGAACCAUCAAAACGCCAUUCCACCGACACCACCACGACAACCGCCGUCGCCGGUGAUACUUUUCCGAUCAACACCAUGUCGGAGCUAGAUAAAGACUUUCUCUGUCCGAUUUGUAUGCAGAUCAUCAAAGACGCGUUCCUAACUGCUUGUGGUCAUAGCUUCUGUUACAUGUGUAUCAUUACUCAUCUUCGUAACAAAAGUGAUUGUCCUUGCUGUGGUCAUUACCUCACGAAUAGUAACUUGUUCCCUAACUUCUUGCUCGAUAAGCUACUAAAAAAGACGUCGGAUCGUCAAAUAUCGAAGACUGCUUCUCCUGUGGAGCAUUUCCGCCAGGCGAUACAAAAGGGUUGUGAAGUGACAAUGAAGGAGCUUGACACCCUUUUGUCACUCCUUUCUGAGAAGAAAAGAAAAAUGGAACAAGAAGAAGCUGAGAGAAAUAUGCAAAUAUUGUUAGAUUUUUUGCAUUGUUUACGCAAGCAAAAAGUUGAUGAGUUGAAGGAGGUGCAAACUGAUCUCCAGUUCAUAAAGGAGGACAUUGGUGCUGUGGAGAAACAUAGAAUGGACUUAUAUCGUGCUCGGGACAGGUACUCUGUGAAAUUGCGAAUGCUUGAUGAUUCUGGUGGAAGAAAAUCUUUGUAUUCAUCAAUGGACAAGAACAGCAGUGGCCUUGCAUCCAGUCCUUUAAAUCUUCGAGGAGGGUUAUCGUCAGGAAGCCAUACUAAGAAAAAUGAUGGAAAGUCACAAAUCAGCUCUCACGGGAUUGGAAUCCAGAGAAGAGAUGCCAUUAGUGGAUCAGACUCACAGUAUAUAAAUCAAUCGGGACUUGCUCUAGUCAGAAAGAAGAGGGUGCAUACACAGUUCAAUGACCUACAAGAAUGUUAUCUACAAAAGCGACGGCAGGCUGCAGAUAAGCCACAUGGCCAACAAGAAAGAGAUACAAAUCUCAUAAGUCGAGAAGGUUAUAGUGGUGGUCUUGAUGAUUUUCAGUCAGUCUUGACAACUUUCACACGCUACAGCCGAUUGAGAGUCAUUGCAGAAAUAAGACAUGGGGAUAUAUUUCAUUCAGCCAACAUCGUUUCAAGCAUAGAGUUUGACCGUGAUGACGAUUUGUUUGCUACUGCUGGAGUUUCCCGGCGAAUUAAAGUUUUUGAUUUUUCUGCGGUUGUGAAUGAACCUACAGAUGCUCAUUGUCCUGUUGUCGAGAUGACCACACGUUCAAAACUUAGUUGCUUGAGUUGGAACAAAUAUGCUAAGAAUCAAAUAGCUAGUAGUGAUUAUGAAGGAAUUGUGACCGUUUGGGACGUGGCCACUCGAAAGAGUUUAAUGGAAUAUGAAGAGCAUGAAAAGCGUGCAUGGAGUGUUGAUUUUUCCAGAACAGAUCCCUCUAUGCUUGUAUCUGGUAGUGAUGAUUGUAAGGUCAAAGUUUGGUGCACAAAUCAAGAGGCCAGUGUUCUAAAUAUAGACAUGAAAGCAAACAUAUGUUGUGUGAAGUAUAAUCCUGGAUCUGGGAAUUACAUUGCAGUUGGAUCAGCAGACCAUCACAUUCAUUAUUAUGAUUUGAGAAAUAUUAGCCGACCGGUCCAUGUUUUCAGUGGGCACAAGAAGGCUGUUUCAUACGUGAAAUUUUUGUCCAACGAUGAACUUGCAUCGGCAUCAACAGAUAGUACACUGCGAUUAUGGGAUGUGAAGCAAAACAUACCAGUUCGUACUUUCAGAGGACACGCAAAUGAGAAAAACUUUGUUGGUCUUACAGUAAGCAGUGAAUACAUUGCAUGUGGCAGUGAAACAAAUGAAGUAUUUGUCUACCACAAGGAAAUCUCCAAGCCUUUGACUUGGCAUAGAUUUGGUUCCCCUGACAUGGAUGAUGGGGAGGAUGAGGCUGGAUCUUACUUCAUCAGUGCUGUAUGCUGGAAGAGUGAUCGCCCCACCAUACUAACUGCAAAUAGUCAAGGCACCAUCAAAGUACUGGUGCUUGCUGCAUAAACACGGAAAAAUGAACAGAAAGCUCAGUUGGUAUUAUUUUUUCCCAUGUUGCACCAUUAAAAUUGUACAUAGUAUUUAAGUGUAUAUGGUAGGUUUUAGGGAUCUUAAUGAGGUAUAUUAGGUGAGGACUCUGAUAAACCAAUUAAGAAACUGAACUUUUGCCAAUUAAGGACUUCAUAUUAAAAUAAAUUAGUUUAGGGCAAAGCCAAAACGUACUAAAGGUUGGAAAGUAGGGAUCAAUUGGCGUUGGAGAGAGGUGAAGUGAGAAAGGAAAGGAAGCGGUGGUGGUUUGGGAGAUGGUGGAACUAUAAGAAAGACAAGGAAGAGGUGUAGAGGACGUCCGGAGAAAAAGCUUGUGGAGGAUCGGAGAAACCGGAGAAACCGGAGAUCAAGGGACCAAUAAAUAUGUAAUGUAGUUUUUGUUUAGGUGCCAUAAUUUGUAAUAGCAGAUAAUUUUCGUGUAGGUGUGUUUAUUAUAAGGUAAGGUUUCGUAGGAAACUGUUUUCCCUCGUCUGUUUCUCUUUUUCCUAUAGAAACUCAUGUUCUCUUUUGAAGAAUUUCUUAACAAUUUUUCAUCAAGGUUUCCAA